AUGAGUUUGGUUCACAAGAUUUACUCCCUCAUCAGAGGUGUUCUGAACAACAGUGAUGAGGACAUAAAUUUGAUAGUUAAUCAUUUGAUUUCGGACGAAAUUGGCGUCACACAAUUGUCCGAAUUGUCAGAAGUGACACUUGAUAUUCUUCCUCAGAGUGUGAAAAUACCCUUCAUCAAAAGGAAACCAUUGUUGGAAGCUUUUGCUAAGUGUGCCUCAGAUAAAUCAACUGACACCACAGAUGUUCCGUCAACCUCCUCAGGUCAAAUUCAUACCAUAAGCAAUGUCACAGAAAAUCCGUCAACCUCAACUGCCUCAUACAUUUUCAGAAGCAUUGAGAAUGUAAUCCCAGACCAUUCGGUGUUCACUUUUAAUGUGCCUUGGGCACAAAUGCCAAAGGAAACAGUAGACAAUCUACGUAAAGCAAAGGAAGACAAAGUAAAGGCUAACCCAAAAGAUUUAGAGGCUCUCAAACUAGCCAUUGCUAAGAAGCUUAAAGCCCAGUAUGAAGGCCACAAAGCGAUUUAUCCUGGGUUACAGAAAUUUCCUGGCCGCAAAAUUUAUGCAAAGGUGACAGAGCAGGUUGAAGAAAAAUUUGGAGAUUCUGUCAAAACCAUAAUUAAAAACGUAGUAAUGAAUAUGUAUUGA
Thrips palmi is the source of this 648-nucleotide messenger RNA. RefSeq lists its product as uncharacterized. The transcript has 5 exons. The coding region runs from base 1 to 648 and encodes 215 amino acids. NCBI's taxonomy places the organism in Eukaryota, Metazoa, Arthropoda, Insecta, Thysanoptera, Thripidae. The record is from RefSeq and is a predicted model, not a curated record.